AUGGAAACCGUUGUACAGGUUUUGAUUUUUGCUGCUCUGCUGUGCAGUGUUCGUGGAGAGGGAGCAGAAUGGACCUAUGGAAGUGGAUCUCAUGGUCCUGCACACUGGAAGGAUCUACCAGGAUAUGUAGCCUGUGGGAGGAGCCACCAGUCUCCAAUUGACAUCAAAACAGAAGACGUGAAAGAAGACAAGGAUUUAGAUAACAUAGCUUUUUCGGGAUAUGAUCAAACUAACGGACGAUGGACGCUUAAAAACAACGGGCACUCAGUUCAAGUGGAAAUAGGCCCCGGAAACUAUUCCAUUAGCAGCAAGGCUUUCAGCAAGCCGUACAAACUGGUGCAGUUCCACAUGCAUUGGGGGAAUUCGAGUAGCAAAGGUUCUGAACACUUCAUCGACGGGGAUCAGUAUCCACUAGAGGUGCAGUCUGAAGACAACACGAACCUAAAACCUAUUUUGGAUCUACUUCCAAACAUCACUGAGUCAGUUGUCCCCUUAUCGAACCUGUUACCCAGUAAUAAAACAUACUACCGCUACCAUGGCAGCUUGACCACCCCGGCCUGCUACGAGUCCAUUUUAUGGUCUGUGUUUCCAGAAACGGUGGGGAUAUCAGAAUCGCAGCUUGAUCAGCUGCGUAAAAAUCCGUACUUCGAAGGAACGCCCAAAGAGCGCAUGGUGGAUAAUUUUCGUCCUCCCCAAGUCCUUAACGGCCGCGUUGUGUCCAAGAUGGUUGUAAGCGUAAACGAUGGGCAGUCCAUCUAUUCUGUGACCAGUUAUGUUCUUCUGCUGUCUCUUGCUGGACGCACACUUCUGCUGGGAUAAUGUGCGUCACAGCACUUUUUUGUUGAAGCUAGGUGACUAGUUAUGCAAACACGACGUAAGCCGUUAUAUUAUAAAAUGGCCGAAGUGGCAGGCGCAUCUGCUUAUCAACUGAGAGUGUUAUUUACACAUCGAUACCUGCAAAAUGAGGACUAUUAACUUGCUGUUGAAAUGCUCUCCUGAAUUGACUAAUUAUAUAUUUAAUAACUUGAUGAUACAAUUGGAAAGGGUAAGAAAAGGAUAAUGUGCUGAAAACAAAAAUAAAUA
Molecule: messenger RNA, 1083 nt
Organism: Lingula anatina
Lineage: Eukaryota; Metazoa; Brachiopoda; Lingulata; Lingulida; Lingulidae
Product: carbonic anhydrase 2-like
Cellular component (GO): plasma membrane
Molecular function (GO): carbonate dehydratase activity; zinc ion binding
Source: RefSeq, a predicted model, not a curated record